AUGGGUGACCCUGAACCAGAAUCGGAAUUUCGAGCUUCACCGUCUUCAGAAUUGUCAGUGCAUGAUAUUGCUAGUUCUACUAAUAGUAACAAGUGGGAAGAGAUUCUCCGGAAAAUGUUACCGACGGGAGCUCCGUUGCCGGACGAGGACCAUUUGGACUAUUCCAUUACGGUGGAUUAUCAAGGCCCUCCUCCUUGUUUGCCUCCUUCAAGAAGUGGUAGUAUCCCUAAACCUUCUAAGUUCAUUUCACCUUAUAAAACCCACCAUUCGAUUCUGAUUUCUCGUAAAAGUGAUAUCUCGGUUGAGAGGGUUUACCGUGAUCGUGUAAAUUCGGACAAAGAUGAUGGAAUUUCAGCUUCUUGUUCUUCUUUAUGCUCUGAUUUGCUUGUCGUUAGUCGUGAUGAUGAAAAAUUUCAAGCUUGUGUUGGUAAUUGUAGUAAUAGGAUUGAGGAUGAGCCUUAUGUUGAUUCUUCACUGAAUGUAGAUAGUAAUGAUGGGAUUUGUGGGGUGAAAAAUAGGAGAAAGGUUAAGGGUUGCAGUAGGUGUGGGGGAGGGGGACGGUUAUCUUCGAUUUGGGGUAAGAGAGAGAGGUGUAUAGUUUGUGGAGCAGAGUACUGUAAAAACUGUGUGCUGAAAGGAAUGGGGUCAAUGCCGGAGGGAAGGAAAUGUGUAGGGUGCAUUGGGAAGCCGAUCGACGAGGUGAAUAGGGAGAAAUUGGGGAAAUGUUCCAGGAUGUUGGAGAGGGUAUGUAGUGGUUUCGAAGUGAAGCGGAUUAUGAAGGCCGAGAAAGAGUGCAGGGCUAAUCAGAUACGCCCCGAGCAAGUUGUAGUCAAUGGUAGGCCAUUAAAGGAAGCAGAGCUGGCGGAAAUCAUGGGAUGUGCAAAUCCUCCUUGUAAUCUGAGGCCAGGAAGGUAUUGGUAUGAUGAGGAUUCCGGACUUUGGGGCCAGGAGGGAGAGAAACCUGAUAGAUUUAUCAGUGCAAAACUGCAUGUGGGAGGCAAGCUUCUGGUUAAUGCCAGCAAUGGGAAUACCAAGGUUUACAUUAAUGGCCGUGAGAUCACAAAACUGGAGCUCAGGAUAUUGAAGUUAGCCAAAGUUCAAUCCCUCCGUGAUACUCACUUUUGGGUGUAUGAGGAUGGAUCCUAUGAAGAAGAGGGUCAAAAUAACAUUAGAGGAAACAUUUGGGCCAAGGUGUCCACUCGAUUGAUUUGUUCAUUGUUUUCAUUGCCUGUACCGCGUGGAAUUGUAGACCAUCCAAAAGAAGAUUCAGCUACUUUUCCAUGGAGAGCUGUGUCUGGGUAUUUGGAACAUGAGAACGUUAAUAAACUUUUGCUCUUAGGGUUGGAAGGAUCUGGCUCAAGCGCCAUCUUUAAGCAGGCCAAAUUCACAUAUGGAAAAUUCACUGCGCAAGAACUUCAGGAUAUCAGAUCUACCAUUCAAAGUAACUUAUUCAGAUACUUGAGCAUCUUACUCGAAGGACAAGAAUACUUUGAAGAUGAGGCCUUUCUGACCAGAACAACUCAUGAGUUGACUCCUGCCGAGAAGUCUGCUGAAGGGGGUGAUUUGCUUGAUGGAACAAGGCAGCCCAUUCAUUCAAUCAAACCAAGAUUGAAGAAAUUCUGUGACUGGUUACUGGAUACUGUGGCUAAGGGAGAUUUUGAAGCAUUUUUUCCCGCAGCAGCACGUGAAUACGGAUUCAUUUUAUAUGAAGUGUGGCAAGACCCUGCCAUUCAGGAGACUUACAAAAGAAUGAAGGACCUUCACUGGCUUCCAGAUGUUGCCAAAUAUUUCUUAGAUCAGGCUAUCGAGAUAUCAAGUAAUGAAUAUCAACCCUCAGAAGAACAUAUACUGUACGCUGAAGGAGUUACUACAAAAAAUGGCCUUUCUUCUUUUGAAUUCUUAUUUGAAGAGAAAACUCCCAAUAUAUCAGAAAGAUAUGAUGAUGACGUUGAAGUCCAUUCUCCAUCCACCAAUUAUCAAUUGAUCCAUAUCAAAUCCAAUGGAUGGUUUGGUGGCUGCAAAUGGAUUGAAAUGUUUGAAGGUAUCAGAGCAGUAGUCUUCUGUGUUUCCUUGAUUGAUUACGACCAGGUGGAAGAGCAUGCCGAUGAGUCAAUGUCCAAUAAAAUGUUAGCCAGCAGAAGUUUGCUUGAAACCUUAGCGAGACAUCCUACGUUUGAAAACACACCAUUUGUGCUGCUCCUGAACAAAUAUGAUGCAUUUGAGGAAAAACUCGAGUUAGUUCCUUUAACAGUUUGUGAUUGGUUCUCUGACUUCCACCCAAUGAAACCCUAUCGCAGCAGUCACUCCAUCGCGCACCAAGCUUAUUACUACAUUGCUCUGAAAUUUAAGGCGCUUUAUACCUCAAUCACAGGAAAGAAGCUUUUUGUUUGGCAGACCAGAGCUCGCGACCAGUCCUCUGUAAAUGAAGCUCUGAAUUACAUAAUUGAAGUCAUUAAGUGGGAUGAUGAGACUCGAAAAAUGUCUGUAAUGUUUGAUGAUGACUCGUUUGGUAGCUCAGAAAGCACUCGUUCACCCAGUAUUCAACAAGAUUGA
Molecule: messenger RNA, 2553 nt
Organism: Oldenlandia corymbosa var. corymbosa
Lineage: Eukaryota; Viridiplantae; Streptophyta; Magnoliopsida; Gentianales; Rubiaceae
Source: the annotation of a GenBank genome assembly